This is a messenger RNA of Echinops telfairi (small Madagascar hedgehog), 5754 nucleotides long. RefSeq names its product nesprin-2. Gene Ontology annotation, molecular function: protein binding. The transcript is spliced from 31 exons. Bases 15 to 4937 code for a protein of 1640 amino acids. NCBI's taxonomy places the organism in Eukaryota, Metazoa, Chordata, Mammalia, Afrosoricida, Tenrecidae. The record is from RefSeq and is a predicted model, not a curated record. Gene Ontology annotation, cellular component: membrane.
AGCUCAAAGCCUCCAUGCAGUCAGUUCUACAGGAGGGGAAGAUGUAUGAGGAACUCUACGAUGAAGUGACUCUGUUGACAAUCCGAUUCUGGUACUGCAUGGAGCACAGCAAGCCUGUGGUGGUGUCCUUGGAGGCCUUGAGGUGCCAGGUGCAAAACCUCCAGGCUCUUCAAGAUGAAGCUGAAAACAGUGAAGGGAGUUGGGAGAAACUCCAGGGGGUUAUUGGUAAACUCAAAAAUCACUGCCCCUCAACUGCUGAAAUAAUUGAAGAGAAAUACCAAAAUACUCACACAAGGUGGACCCAGGUAAACCAAGCCAUCGCAGACGAGUUGCAAGGGGCCCAGAGUCUGCUGCAGCUCUGGAAGGCAUAUAAUAGUGCUCAUGCUGAAGCCACUGCGAGGCUGGAGCAAGAGGAAGCAAAGUUUCACCAGCUCCCACGCAUCAACUUGCCUGGAAACAACCUGCCCGAAGUCCUGCUCUCAGCCCUGCAAGACAUAAAGGAGCUGCAGCGGGAUGUGCAGAACAUGGCAGAAGCCCUUCUCCAGCACGCGCCUCUCCUGGAGCGCCUCCGGCAACUCUCCGCUGAGCCCUGCCCUCCCGCGCUCCUGUCUGGCCGGACGCACGCCCUCCAGAGGGCUGCUUAUUUGGAAAAGAUGCUGCUUGUGAAAGCAAAUGAGUUUGAGUUUCUUCUCUCGCAGUUUAAGGAUUUCGAGAACCGCUUAGAAUCUCUACAGGGCCUUAUUAUGCAAGAAGAAGAAAACUUGGAUAAACUCUACCAGAAAGCAAAGGAAGGAAACCCUGACGCAAUCCUGGUUCAUGUGCUGUCCCUGACUGCGCAGUCUCCUGAUAUUGAACGUUUGAAUGAAGUCAGCCUCAAGCUGCCUCUUAGUGACAUGGCUGUAAAGACAUUGCAGAAUGUGAACCGGCAGUGGAUCCGGGCCACAGCCACGGCACUGGAGCGCUGCAGUGACCUUCAGGGAGUUGAAUUGAACGAAAAGUUUCUUCACUGCUGUGGAAAGUGGGCCCUGCUUCUGCAGAAGAUAGAAGAGAUGCUGAAGGUGAAUCUUGCCAGCGAUCUUCCAGGUCUCCUAGAACAACAGAAAUCCUAUGAGAUGUUAGAAGCUGAAGUUUCUGUAAACCAGACAAUUGCUGAUUCUCUUGUCACCCAGACCUUACAACUCCUGGACACAGCAGAAGUGGAGGAGAGAUCGGACUUUGUGUUGAAAUUCGCGACGCUGAAGGACCAGUGGCACAGCGCUGCCCAGAGGGUUCAGCAGAGGAAGGGUGACAUCAAUGGGCAGGUGCGGCAGUGGCAUAACUUCAACGCAUCCGUGGAGGACUUGCUUCGCUUCCUCACGGACACCAGCCACCUGCUGUCUGCAGCGACGAGCCUAGACUGCUGCAGUCUCUCCCAGACUAGAAGGCUGAUCCAGGAGCUCAAGAGUAAAGAAAUUGGUUUUCAGAGAAGGCAAACCACGUAUGAACUAACCUUGGAAGCUGGGGAGAAAUUACUGAGCAUGACCAACCUGGAUGCUAAAGAGUCAGUUAAGGAGAAAAUCCAACAACUCCAGGGCAACUGGAAGGACACAGAGCUUCAAGUGGGAGAAAUGAUUAAGCACUUCCAGGCCUUUGUAGAGACUUGGGACCGGUGUGAAAAGAAAAUCAAGGAGUUGAAAAGCAGGCUGCAAGUUUUAAAGGCGAAAAGCAAAGAGCCCCUUCCAGAACUCCAUGAGGCCCUCCACAAGGAGAAGGAGCUGCUUAAGGAGCUGGAGAAGUCCUUGGCCGCCUGGGCUCUGAACUUGGAAGAAGUUAGCACGAUGAAGACCGAGUUGGCCGGGCGCAUUCUUUGGGAGGACGUGGUGCUUCUGAAGGAACACAUCGCGCAUCUGCACAGACAAUGGGAGGACCUCUGCUGCCGAGUGGCUGUACGCAAACAAGAGAUUGAAGAUAGACUCAACUCCUGGGCCGUGUUCACUGACAAGAAUAAAGAUUUGUGUGCAUGGCUGGUGCAGAUGGAAAACAAAGUUUUGCAGACAGCUGAUAUUAGUAUUGAAGAAAUGAUCGAAAAGUUACAGAAGGAUUGUAUGGAAGAAAUCAACAUGUUCACCGAGAACAAACUCCAGUUAAAGCAAAUGGGAGACCAGCUGAUCAAGGCGAGCAGCAAGACGCGAGCGGCUGAGAUCGACGACAAGCUCAGCAAGGUCAACGACCGCUGGCAGCACCUUUUCGACGUCAUCGGAUCAAGGGUGAAGAAGCUGAAGGAGACCUUUGCAUUUAUUCAGCAGCUAGACAAAAGCAUGAGCAACCUUCGCACCUGGCUGGCCCGCAUUGAGUCCGAGCUCUCUAAGCCUGUUGUCUACGACGUCUGCGAUGAUCAAGAAAUCCAGAAGAGGCUUGCUGAACAGCAGGACCUGCAGCGAGACAUUGAACAGCACAGCGCAGGGGUGGAGUCGGUGUUCAACAUCUGUGAUGUCCUCCUGCACGACUCUGACGCCUGUGCAAACGAGACCGAGUGUGACUCCAUCCAGCAGACCACCAGGAGCCUCGACAGGCGCUGGAGGAACAUCUGCGCCAUGUCCAUGGAGCGCCGAAUGAAGAUUGAAGAGACGUGGCGCCUGUGGCAGAAGUUUCUCGAUGAUUACUCCCGCUUCGAAGACUGGCUGGACUCUGCCGAGAGGCUGGCAGCCUACCCGAAUUCCUCAGAGGUGUUGUACACAAUUGCCAAAGAAGAACUGAAGAGGUGUGAGGCCUUCCAGCGGCAGAUCCACGAGAGGCUCACGCAGCUGGAGCUCAUCAAUAAGCAGUACCGGCGGCUGGCCCGGGAGAACCGCACCGACACGGCCAGCAGACUGAAGCAGAUGGUGCACGAGGGCAACCAGCGCUGGGACAACUUGCAGAAGCGGGUCGCAGCCGUGCUGCGGAGACUCCGGCAUUUCACCAACCAGAGGGAGGAGUUUGAGGGGACCAGGGAGAGCAUUCUCGUGUGGCUCACCGAGAUGGACCUGCAGCUGACCAACGUGGAGCACUUCUCUGAGAGUGACGCUGACGACAAGAUGCGCCAGCUGAACGGCUUCCAGCAGGAGAUUACAUUAAAUACCAACAAGAUCGACCAGCUGAUCGUGUUCGGAGAGCAGCUCAUCCAAAAGAGCGAGCCCCUGGACGCGGUGCUGAUUGAGGAUGAGCUGGAGGAGGUGCACCGGUACUGCCAGGAGGUGUUCGGCAGGGUCUCCCGGUUCCACCGGCGGCUGACCGCCCGUGCUCCGGGCUUGGAAGACGAGAAGGAGGCCUCAGAGAACGAGACAGACCUGGAAGACCCCAGAGAGAUCCCCGGUGACGCUUGGUGCAAGAGAGGGGAGAGCGAGGGGCCCUCGUCCCCGCAGUCCCUUUGCCAGCUGAUGCCCCCGGCACCGGGGCACGAGCGGUCUGGCUGUGAGACCCCCGUCAGCGUGGACUCCAUCCCUCUGGAGUGGGACCACACAGGGGACGUGGGGGGCUCCUCCUCUCACGAAGACGACGAGGAGGGCCCGUACUACAGCGCCCUGUCAGAUGUAGAAAUCCCCGAAAACCCUGAGGCCUAUCUUAAAAUGACCACAAAAACUUUGAAAGCAUCUUCUGGCCAGUCCCUUUCUGAGAGCCACUCGUGGCAUGUUCCUGACAGCCCUUCCUGCCACACGCGUCCCUACAAACCGAGGGAAGGUGACAGGAAUGUGCCGCCCAUCCCCUCGGAUGCCAGCACCCCUUACAAGCCAGACUACGCAAAGCUGCUGUUAUCUUCGGGCACCACCGGUGGCAAAGAAGACCCCAGAGGCGUGAGCUGCAGCCCCCAGCAGGAAGACGCAGGGCAGGCGGGGCAGCAGUCAGGUGCCUUUGAGAGAUGGGAGCUGAUUCAACCCCAAGAGCUCCACCACAAGCGUAGAAUGAAACAAAACUUGCAGCAGCUGAACUCUGACAUCAACACGAUCACCGCUUGGCUGAGAAACACCGAGGCCGAGCUAGAGACACUGAAGACGGCACCGCCUGCGCCCAGACUCGAGGAGCUGGAGCUCAGGGUGAAGAGACUGAAGGAGAUCGUAAAAGCCUUUGGCACCUCCAAGGCACUGAUGGCCUCCGUGAACUCAAGCAGCAAGGAAUUCCUGCUCGCCGAGAGCACCGAGCCCAAGGACCUCCAGAACAGGCUCCACCAGCUGAGCCUGCACUGGGAGGCAGCGCAGGGGGCCGUGGACCACUGGAGAGAGGGCUUGCGGCAGUCGCUCAUGCAGUGCCAGGACUUCCGGGAGUUGAGUCAGAGCCUGCUCCUGUGGCUGGAAAGCACGGAGAACCGCAGGCAGGAGGCGUGCGUCACCGAUCCCGGGGCAGACCCCCAGGCCCUCCGGGAGUCGCAGGAAGCACUCACGCAACUCGAACAGGAGCUACGGGGACGUCAACCUCAAGUCAACAGCUUACAGGAGCUUUCGAGCAGCCUCCUCAGCACGGGCCACGGGGAAGACUACGUGGAGGCUGACGAGAAAGUACAUGUGAUCGGGAAGAAGUUCCAACAGUUACUUGAAAAGGUGUCUCAAGACUUAAUGUCCCUGCAGGGAAGCCAGAACCCAGAUCCAUCUCUGCCCAGCAUUGACCGGAUCGACUCCAGGGGCCAGCACCCAGCGGCCAACAGCGGCUCAGCUACUCAAGCCAAGCCUGGGGCUGAGAGCACUGCAGAAGGCAAGGCGCAGGAGGACAACAGGGUGCCGGGCGCUGGCAGCUCACGGCCACAACGCUCCUUCCUCUCCCGGGUGAUCAGGGUGGCACUGCCCCUACAGCUGCUGCUGCUGCUGCUGCUGCUCCUGGCCUGCCUGCUGCCCACCUCCGAAGAGGACUACAGCUGCGCUCAGGCCAACAACUUCGCACGGUCCUUCUACCCCAUGCUGAGGUAUACCAAUGGGCCGCCCCCCACCUAGAGGGUGAGGCCUGGCCUGCAGCACCGCACACAGCCUAUUUACCAAGCACCCUGCCCAUGGGCCCCCAGCCCCACCCGUGGGCGACUCGUUCCAGGAAUUGCUCCUGCUGCAGACCCUUCCCCCAGCAGGGGCCCCUUGCAGUCUCCCCCUGGGGAUUUGCAAAGCUAGCUUGUGGGUGGGUUUCAGGGGCUCUAGAGCUGGCAGGUUCCCGAGCAGCUACUACGCACUUUGUGAAUUCUAAUUCCUUUAUAAGGCACCGUCACAACCAUGUCGCUGCAGCAUUCACCACGUAAUACAUAGUGUAACAUCAAGCCGGCAGGUUCUGCCUUAGAAACAGUUCCGAAAUCCACACAUGCGCCCCUUUGUCGAUGGACUGAAACAAUCGUUCUGAGACCGUUUAGGAGCGAGCCUUCCUGAACUCCAGGUGACAGAACCCCAAAUACUCUGCUGGACUUCGGUCUACUCUUUUAUAUCACUCAAAUUUUUCCAAGAAAUUAUAUUGCAUGCAUGUGAUCAUUGUGCAUAUUUUUUUAAUAAUGCUCAAGCUGUAUGAAUAAUGUAAACUUUGAUUUUUUUAAGAAAAAAAGAAAUCCGAUUUUAGCUGUGAUUUUGGAUCACAUGUACAGUGCAAUGCCACACGGCAGGCUUGCGAGGGAUGUUUUUGUAAGUUAAAUUUUGUAAGCCUUUUCACACUCAAGAUGAUGCUUCAAGUUUUGUUGAACUGUGUGGUCACCGGGGAUUGGUAUAGAAACUUGAAGUUACUUGUGUCAUGUACAACUCAGAUGUUUCCAAUUAAAAAAAAAAGCUAAACUCCAAA